AUGAAGGCCCUCUUGAUAUUCGUAGCCCUGCUCGCCUUCGUCGCAGCUACGCCGCGUGAACGCCGAGAAGCUGUUUGGGGUGGGUACCACGGUGGAUACGGAGGUCAUCUUGGAUACUCUCAUGGGGUGGCAGUCGCUGGUCCGGCUCUGGGACCAACCAGUGUCCUUGGGCCUCAUUUGGGCGCGACCAUGGUGGCUGCUCCUUCUAUAGGACCAGCGAGGCUGUCUGGAUCCGUGGCUGGACCCGUGCAUGUCUCCGGCGCGGUUGCUGGAUCUGCGCUUGUCACUGCUUCUGUCGCUGGACCGGCUCAUGUUGAGGGUUACGGUGGUCCCUACGAUGGAGGGCUUGGUGUCGGAUAUGUCGCACCGGCAGCAGCAUACUCAGGAUACGCAGGCUACCCAGGACCAGCCUCUCACGGUGCUGUCCUCGCAGGACCAGCCUCUCACGGUGCAGUUCUCGCAGGACCAGCCUCUCACGGUGCGGUCCUUUCCGGUCCUCACGCUGGAAACGCGGCGGUAGCCGGUCCCAACGCUGGGUCGGUGGUGAUCGCUGGUCCCUCUGGUAAAAUCACCGCCCAUGGUACAGGCUACGGUGGCAUUCACACCGGCCAUGGACAUUGGUAA
Messenger RNA from Habropoda laboriosa, 624 nucleotides. RefSeq names its product cuticle protein 65-like. Lineage: Eukaryota; Metazoa; Arthropoda; Insecta; Hymenoptera; Apidae. The record is from RefSeq and is a predicted model, not a curated record. The transcript is spliced from 4 exons. Bases 1 to 624 code for a protein of 207 amino acids.